Messenger RNA from Helobdella robusta, 729 nucleotides. RefSeq lists its product as hypothetical. The record is from RefSeq and is a predicted model, not a curated record. NCBI's taxonomy places the organism in Eukaryota, Metazoa, Annelida, Clitellata, Rhynchobdellida, Glossiphoniidae. The transcript has a single exon. The annotation marks the transcript as partial.
GGAUACACAGGAGCAACUGGUUUUCAGGGACCCACUGGAGAUCCAGGUAAUCCAGGUCAACAAGGUGUACCAGGUUUUAAUGGUCUUCCUGGAUUAGCAGGAUCACCAGGUCCCAGUGGUAACAGAGGUCCUACGGGAGCUACUGGAUUUCCAGGUUCACCAGGAAAUACAGGAUUCCCCGGACCAACUGGACCCUCAGGUUUUCCAGGACCAAAAGGUCCCACAGGACAAAUGGGACCGAUUGGACCAAUCGGUUUAACAGGAGAUACUGGUCCGAUAGGAAUGCCAGGUUAUUCUGGAUCACCAGGAGUGGUGGGUCCGAUGGGAAAUACAGGUGCUACAGGUCCAACUGGUUCUAAAGGUGUCACAGGAGUUGAUGGAGCCACCGGUUUGCGAGGGUUUCCGGGAGAUACCGGAUUGAGGGGACCAAAAGGCACGCAAGGUGCAACAGGUCCGGCAGGAAAGACGGGUGUUGAAGGAUUACCGGGCCCGCCAGGACCCAGAGGUCUAACAGGUGUUCUCGGCACGCAGGGUCCAGCUGGAUUUGUUGGACAGUUUGGUGAAACUGGUAAGCAGGGUAGCACUGGUCCCAUCGGAGCGACUGGCCUGGUCGGACUACCUGGUGCUCCUGGCAACUCGGGAUCCACUGGGACCACCGGCUUUAUGGGACCUAAGGGAGCCAUCGGUAGUCAGGGAGCACCUGGACCUCCCGGAAUAGCUCAACGUUAG